Molecule: messenger RNA, 792 nt
Organism: Sitodiplosis mosellana (orange wheat blossom midge)
Lineage: Eukaryota; Metazoa; Arthropoda; Insecta; Diptera; Cecidomyiidae
Product: heat shock protein 26-like
Exons: 1
Coding region: 106-525 (139 amino acids)
Biological process (GO): protein refolding; response to heat
Molecular function (GO): protein folding chaperone
Source: RefSeq, a predicted model, not a curated record
CGCAGCAUCAGUAUCAAUUGAAAUCAGCUCGGAAUCAAAUCGUGCUAGCCAAAAUAAAAGUCUAUUUUUUUCAAGUGAAAAUUUAAAAAAGAAAAAGAGUGAAAAAUGGCAACACGACCAUACUUCUUUGAAGAACACUUUCCCACAAGUUAUCACUUGACCUUCGCACCACCGGUUCAACAUCAUCCCGGAAGAUUGAACUAUCCUCGUGAGGACCUCGAUAAGAUGGCACACAUGGACAAGGAUGGCUACCAUUUGUACGUGGAUGUCAAGGAAUACGACGAUGAUGAAAUAAGCGUGCGAACAAUUGAUGAGACAAUUAUUGUUGAAGGAAAACAGAAAAAACGCCCCGGAAACGCUUUACCACGUCAUUUUGUUCGUCAUUUUAAAUUGCCGGAGCAUUAUGAUUCAGAAGAUGUAUUCUCGGCCAUUUCGGACGAUCGCAUCUUGGAAAUUAGAGCCUUACCAGCACACAUGAAGAGAUGCAGACCACACAUUGCACCAACUACAGGGGAGAAAAAAUGAAGUGUCUGCAAAGACGCAAAAUAACAACAGUAGAAUCAACUAUCAAAUGGUUUUGAAUCUUGUUGAGUGACGAUAUAGGACGAAUCAAUGUGUUUUUUUUUCUCUAUUUCACAUCAUUUUAGGCACCAUCACUUGCGCAAGUGAUGGUCGAAAUGUAUGUAUUCAUAAUUUAUUUUAAAGGUCCUCAAUUGAUAUUUCACAAAUGUAAAUGCUUUGAACAAAAAUUUAAUAAAAAUAAAGAAAAAAAAUAAAUCAAAAAGUGAACAA